Molecule: messenger RNA, 4119 nt
Organism: Closterium sp. NIES-65
Lineage: Eukaryota; Viridiplantae; Streptophyta; Zygnematophyceae; Desmidiales; Closteriaceae
Source: the annotation of a GenBank genome assembly
AUGAUGUCGAAGGUCCACGAGCUGGAUCCGCAUCUGUCGGUUCACGACGCGUUGGAGCAGGUCAAUGUUAAGGUCGGCGAUGACGAUAUCCUCGUGGAGGACGAGGAGUUGCUUCUGGAUUGCUUCCUCGGAAUGCUGAAGGAGCUCGAGGAGAAUGAGCUCGCCGAAGCUGUCCAAACAUGUCUGGGUCUGUCGUCCCAGUACAACGCGAGCAACGACCCUGAGGAUCUUAGGAAGCUAGAGGAGGUGGUCGACUCCCUUGACCCGGCUGAGUCUAUUCUCUUCGCUUCCGCCUUCUCCCACAUGCUCACGCUGGGAAAUAUUGCGGAGGAGAUUCAGAUGGCUCAUCGUGCGCGGAAGAGCAAGGUCGGGUCCAUUGAGGAGGAAGGCAGUGCGCUUACCGAGUCCAACAUAACGGAGACGUUCCAGAAGCUGAUCAAGCUGGGCAAGACGCCUGAGGAGAUCUUCGAGGGUCUGAAGCAGCAGCGCGUGGACCUCGUGCUCACCGCUCACCCGACACAGUCCAUCCGCCGCUCCCUGCUGCAGAAGCACGCCCGAAUUCGCACCCUGCUGUCUCAGCGGCACGCCCAGAAGUACACCAAGGAGAGGCAGCAGGAGCUCGUGGAGGCUCUCAAACGGGAGAUCCAAGCGGCAUGGCGCACGGACGAGAUCCGGCGCACGCAACCGACGCCGCAGGACGAGAUGCGCGCGGGGAUGAGUUACUUCUACGAGACCAUCUGGAAGGGCCUUCCCGAGUUCCUGCGCCGCGUCGACACCGCCCUGCGCAGCAUCGGCAUCGAGGAACGCCUGCCGUACAACAUCCCCAUCAUCCAGUUCUCGUCCUGGAUGGGCGGCGACAGGGACGGCAACCCCCGUGUGACGGCAUCCGUGACGCGUGAUGUGGUGCUGCUGUCGCGUCUCAUGGUCGUCAACCUCUACAUCUCGCAGAUCGAGGAACUCCUCUUCGCGAUGUCCAUGUGGCGUGGAAGCGACGAGCUCAAGGAGAGGGCUCAGGCAGUACAGGCAGGGGCAAAGAAGCACAGCAACCACUACAUUGAGUUCUGGAAGCAGGUGCCGGGCAACGAGCCAUACCGUGUGGUGCUGUGCGAGGUGCGCGAUCGCCUGUGGAACACUCGCGACCACUACCAGCAGCUCAUGGUGUCCGGUCACUCUACCUUCAGCACUGAAGACAUCUACACCUCCGCCUCCCAGCUGAUGGAGCCGCUGGAGCUCUGCUACCGCUCCCUGCAUGCCUCCCUGGACGGCGCCAUCGCAGAGGGCCAGCUCCUCGAUUUCCUGCGGCAGGUCGCCUGCUUCGGUCUCUCCCUCGUCAAACUCGACAUUCGCCAAGAGUCUGACCGCCACACAGAUGCUGUAGACACCAUCACGCAGCACCUGGGGCUGGGGAGCUUCAAGGAGUGGAGCGAGGAGAAGAAGGUGGAGUGGCUGGUGUCUGAGCUGCAGAACAAGCGGCCUCUCUUUGGCCCGGACAUGCCUAUGUCGGACGAGGUCCGCGAGGUGAUCUCGACGCUCCAUGUAAUUGCAGAGCUCCCGGAGGACUCUCUAUCAGCGUAUAUCAUUUCCAUGGCGACGUCUGUGUCGCACGUGCUGGAGGUGCAGCUGCUGCAGAAGGCGUGCGGGGUGACUCCCGCCCGGCGCGUCGUGCCGCUGUUUGAGCGCCUGGACGAUCUGAAUAACGCGCCUAUUGUCCUUGACGCGCUCCUCAGCAUCCCCUACUACAAGGAGAUUAUCAACGGCCGUCAGGAGGUCAUGAUUGGCUACUCCGACUCAGGGAAGGACGCCGGGCGUCUGGCUGCCGCCUGGGCUCUGUACAAGGCCCAGGCGAGCCUGGUGGAGGUGGCAGGGAAGCACGGGGUGCAUCUGACGAUUUUCCACGGCCGCGGUGGGACUGUGGGUCGUGGUGGAGGCCCCACGCAUCUGGCUAUUCUGUCGCAGCCGCCUGGGUCUGUGGACGGGUCGCUGAGGGUGACGGUGCAGGGAGAGGUCAUUGAGCAAUCGUUUGGCGAGGAGAACCUGUGCUUCCGUACUCUGCAGCGCUUCACUUCUGCCACUCUGGAACACGGCAUGCAUCCCCCAGUGUCGCCCAAGCCCGAGUGGAUUGCACUCAUGGACGAGAUGUCACCGCUCUCGACCGAGGAGUACCGCUCCAUUGUCUUCAAGCAUCCGCGAUUCGUUGAAUACUUCCGAUCCGUGACCCCGGAGACUGAGUUUUCCCGCAUGAACAUUGGCAGCCGCCCAUCCAAGCGCAAGCCUGGUGGCGGUGUGGAGACCCUGCGCGCCAUUCCCUGGAUCUUCGCCUGGACACAGACGCGCUUCCAUCUCCCAGUCUGGCUUGGUCUGUCAGCGGCCUUCCGCGGUGUGCUGGAGAGCAACCCCAAGAACCUGGAGACGCUGCGCGACAUGUACCAGAACUGGCCCUUCUUCCGCGUCACCAUUGACCUCGUGGAAAUGGUGUUCGCCAAGGGUGACCCCCGCGUUGCUGCGCUCUACGAGAAGGAGCUUGCGAACCCCGAGCUGCACGAGUUUGGGGUGGAGCUGCGCCGCAAGUAUGAGGAGGCCCGCGAGCAGAUCCUUAAGAUUACCGGUCGCUCAGUGGUGCUGGAAGGAAACGCACCCCUGCGCCAGCGCCUGCUUAUCCGAGAGCCAUACAUCACACCGCUCAACGUGCAGCAAGUUCUCACGCUCAAGCGCAUGCGCUCGGGCGCCCAUGCCUCUGCCGAUGCUAACGGCCUGGCAAUGGCACGCACCAGCAGCGGGAGCAGCAGCGGAGGCGGUUCCAUGAAGUACAAUAAGUCUUCUGAAGUUGUGACUCUGAAUUCGGCCUCGGAAUAUGCGCCUGGCCUGGAGGAUACGCUGAUUAUCACCAUGAAGGGAAUUGCAGCUGGCAUGCAGAACACUGCGCUUACCCCGCUCGUUCGCCCUGUGUCCGCAAUGCUGCGCUGCGCGCCCGCGAGGCGCCAUUCCGCCUUCUUCGGCGCCGCGGUGCCCGCGGCUUCCGCCGCUCCGGCGCGUUUCUCCCGCCGACCCGCCGCGACUCCCGCCGUUGCGUCCGUCGCGCGGUCAGAGUCAGAGCCAACGCCCAAUGCGCCGCAGUCGCGCGCAAGCGGGUCGAAGAAUCUUCUCGACGCGCACAACCAGCGCAGUCAGGCUAACAGCCGCACGCUCACCACGCGUGCUGCCGCGUCGCAGGGGGAGGUCGUUGCUGGCGCAGUAGCGUCCAUCCCCACGAUCGGCUUCCUGGGCCUGGGCAUCAUGGGCAGCGCCAUGGCGCUGCGGCUGGUGAGGUCGGGCUACCGGGUGACGGUGUGGAACCGCAGCCCCAAGAAGACCCGCCCGCUUGUCGAGGCCGGUGCAGUCGCGGCGCCAUCAGCAGCAGCGGUGACAGCAGCGUGUGACAUCACCUUCGCCAUGCUCUCCGACCCUGCUGCUGCUUUGGAAGUGGCAUGUGGGCCAGAUGGCGCAGCGGAGGGAUUGAAGCCGGGAAAAGGCUACGUGGACGCAUCAACGGUGGACGUGGAGACAGCUGUCAGGGUGGCGCAGGCCGUGCGCGCCACAGGAGCACAGUUCCUCGAGGCGCCUGUGUCGGGGUCAAAGACGCCAGCGGAGAACGGCAAGCUGAUCUUCCUUGCAGGGGGCGACUGGGACCUGUACGAGCGCGCUGGACCCAUGCUCAAUAUCAUGGGCAAGUCCACGUUCUUCCUGGGCCCGGAGGGCAGUGGGGCGGCCAUGAAGCUGGUUGUCAACAUGGUCAUGGGAAGUAUGAUGGCUUCAUUCGCUGAAGGGCUAGCACUGGGAGAGCGAGUGGGGCUGGAUAAGAACACCAUCCUGCAGGUGAUAGAGCAGGGUGCCAUCGCAAGCCCCAUGUUCUCUCUCAAGGGCCCUCUCAUGAUCGACGGCAACUAUGCACCCGCCUUCCCACUCAAGCACCAGCAGAAGGAUCUGCGUCUGGCUCUGGGUUUGGGCGACGACUUGGCACAGCCUCUUCCCGUGGCAGCUGCGGCCAAUGAGGUGUUCAAGAAGGCGCGGCGGGAGGGGCAUGGCCGGGACGACUUCAGCGCCGUGUUUGAAGCUGUGAGGCUGCAGCAGCGCGAGGACUGA